Messenger RNA from Mercenaria mercenaria, 633 nucleotides. RefSeq lists its product as uncharacterized. The record is from RefSeq and is a predicted model, not a curated record. Lineage: Eukaryota; Metazoa; Mollusca; Bivalvia; Venerida; Veneridae. Bases 64 to 570 code for a protein of 168 amino acids. The transcript has 3 exons.
CAUGUAAAGUAUAUAUAUCAUCGCCCUCUGAUCGGUAAUUAUAAUGCGUAUCUACGUAAGACAAUGAAGUACUACUAUCAUACAGCUUUCCUACUGUUCGUCUGCUGCGUUCAGGUUGCUCUUUGUCUAAGAGCACAUGAUAUUGUAGCUGAGGCAAAUAAACACAUAGACUGGACAAAAUGGGCAAAAUCCAGUUCGUAUAGUUCCAGAUUCGGGCCCGGUACAAACAAAUGCAACCUUUUUGUCUAUGAUGUUCUAAAGGCUGUCGGUGCAGAUCCACCUUCAAGACAUUGGUAUAUCUACAGUCCCAUCAGUGCGGCAGAAUGGGGAAACCCAAGUUCAUCCGCUCUCGGAGGUAAACGCUGUUGGAACGUAUGCACGGGAGGCCAACAGAAUGGUGACGUAAUCAGCGACACAGUACAUGUUGGUAUCGUAACUGGCUAUCAUUUGACAACAAGUGCAGCAACAUACAAAGUUGAGCGGGGCAACUGGGGGUACCGAUCCAGUGGUGAAUUUGGUUCUUCAGACUCAAUUACAGGUUGUUGGCGCUAUGACUACAAUGGUUGCUAGCUACAUUUAUGAAAUUCAAAGUACUGUUAUGUAUUUGCCUGCAUAAAGACAAAAACUGUCGAA